AUGCCUGCAAAGCAAUUUUAUCUCCUUGGAGAGUCAGUCUCCUCCGCUAGGAACAUCGAUGUCGACACAACAGGUGAUCUGGUUGCACUCAAGGACUUGAUUGCAGCUCACUUCGCAAUCGUUGAGCCAAGUGGUAUCGAUUUCCAAGCUGAAGACCUCCCAUUGAACGAAAUCUCCGAAAUCACUUCGGCCAACACUCCCAUAGCCAUCACCAUCGAUGGAAAUGCAGUCCGUGAUGCUCCAGGCCCGAAGGGUCUCCCCUAUGUUGGAAAUUUCUUCGAAGUCUACCCAGACCACCUCGGCAACCACCAGCGACUCUUCGAACAAUACGGCCCAGUCAUCAAGACAACAAAUCUGGGCCGCGUAACCUAUCAAACAAAUGAUCCCGCCAUCUCUGCGAUCGUCUUUGCCGAGUCUGACUUUUUCACAAAGAAGAUCAACGAGGCUCAUCCACUCUACCCCCUAAAGCAGCCCGAGGCCGGUGUUUUCCUGGGAGAUACGGAUACUCCCGAGUGGAAGGUUGCUCAUAAGUUUUUGCCGCCGGCUCUCGGUCCCAAGGCUGUUCGUCACUAUGCACCAACAAUGCAGAAGACAGUGGAGGAUGCCUUCAAGGUCUUUGAUGAAUUUGAUGAGCGGGGCGAAGCCUGGAAUGUUUAUCAGUAUAUGCUGAAGCUCGGCGCUCAAGCAGUUGGAAAGCUCACGCUUGGCUUGGACUUCCAACACUUCUCAUCUCCGGACGCACCGAUGCACGAGAUGGUGCAUUUGAUUGCUGGAGUUCUUUCUCUCAAUAAGAAAGUCUCGUCCAAGGGAGAUUGGUAUGCUAAACUGCCAUUCGGUGACCCUAAGCGCCUCAACGACUACAAAAACAGAGUUGAAGAGAUCGUGACUGAAACAAUUAAACAAGCUGCCAGUGGUGGCAUUGAGGACUUGCCACUGCAGGAUGCAGCGCUCAAGGCGUCUAACAUGAUCGAUUAUGCCGUCCGCGCAACCGAUAACAAAGGCGAGAAACUACCCAAAUCAAGCUUGAUCUGGGCUCUCGUCGUCGCAACCGGAGCUGGCUUCACAACCACCAGUUCCCUUCUUUCCUGGCUCAUCUACGGUCUUGUCACCUACCCUGGUAUGCAAGAGAAGCUGCUUCAAGAACUCAUCGACAAUGAUAUCGAUGAGAACACCGAGAUCACAGCAGAUGUCACCGAUAAACUCGAUUUCCUCGAUAAGUUCAUCAAGGAGACCCAGCGUCGCCACAACCCAAGUUUCCAACCUGGCCGAACCGCCAAGAUUGACCUUGUGCUUCCCGGAGGAUACAAAAUCCCCAAGGACGCGGUUAUUCUCCCCGCGCUACACCACAUCCACAACAACCCCGAUAUUUGGGAUAACCCCAAUCAGUUCAACCCUGACCGCUGGGACACUGAUGAGGUCAAAAACAGACACAAGGCUGCGUAUAUCCCAUUCGCUAUGGGCCCACGCAUGUGUAUUGGAUUCAACUUUGCCUUGCAGGAAAUCAAGGUUUUCAUCCCGAAACUCCUCUUCCGGUACAAGUUCAUUCGGGAGGGUAAUGAACCCAUCGAGUAUGAUCCCAUGUUCCAGUUGAUUCGGCCUAAUAACCUCUAUGUUCGCACGGAGCGGAGAGUGAAAUGGCCCCCGAAGACCGAGACAUCGGGAACGGAGGGUGUUUGA
Molecule: messenger RNA, 1677 nt
Organism: Penicillium vulpinum
Lineage: Eukaryota; Fungi; Ascomycota; Eurotiomycetes; Eurotiales; Aspergillaceae
Product: cytochrome P450
Exons: 3
Coding region: 1-1677 (558 amino acids)
Molecular function (GO): oxidoreductase activity, acting on paired donors, with incorporation or reduction of molecular oxygen; heme binding; monooxygenase activity
Source: RefSeq, a predicted model, not a curated record